AUGAAACUGGUGGAGGUAGAGGGAUCCCGCACGCUCCAAAACACAUAUUCUGCCCUUGACAGCCAUCUUGGCCAGACCUACUCAGUCUUGGUCACAACCGAUCAGCCUGCACAGGAUUACUAUGUUGUGGUUUCUUCCUCCCGCUUUACGUCUCCGGUGUUGACAACAACAGCCAUUCUUCACUACAGUAACUCAGCCAAGGGAGUUUGGGGUCCUCCCCCUAGUGGCCCAACCACCCAGGUUGAUUGGUCCCUCAACCAGGCCAGAUCUAUUCGAUGGAAUUUGACAGCGAGUGGUCCACGGCCUAAUCCCCAAGGCUCCUUUCACUAUGGAUUGAUCAAAACCUCUCGUAUGAUCAUGCUGGAAAACUCUGCACCCAUUAUAAAUGGCAAGCAGAGAUAUGCUGUGAACAGCGUCUCAUUUGUUCCUGCAGACACCCCUCUGAAACUUGCAGACUAUUUCAAGAUCCCCGGAGUUUUCAGCCUUGGAAGCAUUCCCAGCAACCACCUGGGGAGUUGCAUACCUCCUGACCUCGGUCAUGGCUGCUGA
Messenger RNA from Malania oleifera, 549 nucleotides. RefSeq names its product L-ascorbate oxidase homolog. Gene Ontology annotation, molecular function: oxidoreductase activity. The coding region runs from base 1 to 549 and encodes 182 amino acids. NCBI's taxonomy places the organism in Eukaryota, Viridiplantae, Streptophyta, Magnoliopsida, Santalales, Ximeniaceae. The record is from RefSeq and is a predicted model, not a curated record. The transcript has 2 exons.